Exophiala mesophila is the source of this 2052-nucleotide messenger RNA. RefSeq lists its product as uncharacterized. Bases 1 to 2040 code for a protein of 679 amino acids. Lineage: Eukaryota; Fungi; Ascomycota; Eurotiomycetes; Chaetothyriales; Herpotrichiellaceae. The record is from RefSeq and is a predicted model, not a curated record. The transcript has a single exon.
AUGUCCUCGGCUACUCAACCAGACAGAAGUUUGCGACGCCAGAGCGCUAAUAGCAGCCAACAUGCUGGACAUGGACAGGUCGCUCGAACUAUCGAUAUGGGGAAUGAUAGACAACAACGACAACAGAUGCGGCAAAGAGGUGCUGCCUCCCGCAAGGUCGAUCACGUGGACUUUGGAUUUGCUUUCCCCAGUUCGGCACGUUCACAACGGUCCACAAAGCAGACACCCCAGCAGAGGCGCUCGAAUUCGCGACAACCAUCGGCGACGCCGAGCAUACGAACACCCUCUGUGAGAACCGGCCAAGCACCGACCACCAGCAAUGUCCGCGAGACAAGACGAAGUUCGAACCAGUCUCGGGCGACUUCGCAGACACCACAAAUGACAGAAGGUCGAUCGGCUAAGAGAAGGCGACUUUCAAACUCGCAUGCAUUCAAAACACCUAUAUCAGUACAAACGAACCCUGUUGUUGUUGAGAUCCCUUCCCAAACACGUUCGACUCGGUCUUCAGCAAAAAGAGCCAGUCAGAUCUUCACAAUUGCGGAGGACGCAAAUUCAGAUGACCAAUCAAAUCCUCCUACGACGGAUGGGCUCAACGGCAUCGAAAAGACUGAGAAGGAAAAUGAACCACUAGUAUCACAUGAGGCUGAAGAGCCAGCCAGCGAUCGUCCCCUGUCGAGCCCCAAAGCUGCGCCUCAGCAAGAGGGACAAGCUCUGGCGGAAGAUACUAGUUUCCACCCUGACAUUGAAAACAAUGAACCUACACUUGAGGAAGAUUCCGAGGCCGAUGAGUAUGUUGACGACUCGAGAGAUGUUAUUCGAGAAACAACGAUAGAUCAGUCACUAAUAGAGUCCUCAACAUUGGACUCUUCGUCGAUAGCACCUUCCAAACCAAAGAAGAGGAAAAAGCGGAAAUUGGUCGUGCUGGGUCGCAAGAAAAAACGUGUUUCCGACCAAAGCCAAGUUGAAGAAUCCACUUUGGAGGAGCCUACUAUAGGCAACGAGACCGAAGACACUGCGCUGCCUGAUAACUCGACCACGACGUUAGAAGCUGAUGAAGCCGUCGAAGCUGACAAUGCGGACGUCGCCGACCGAAUUGACGAUGGUGAAACGACGCCCAACCGGCACGGCAUCGCUGCCAAGCUUCUUGACCGCACGCCGAACGGUGCAGACGAGGAGGAUGAAGACGAGACAUAUGUCCAGGAAAGCUCGCCGGAGCCAACGACGCCAGCGGCAGCGGUCAAAAAACCAAGAUCCAAGAAUCCACGCCUGAGCAAGGAGAAUGACCGCCUAUCGCAGCAAGAGAAAUCGAAACCCAAAUCAUCCAAAUCGACAUUUCCCAUCCUGACACACCGAAUGACCAAUCUGGGGACCUUGCCAACCAUAUCCGAAGAAGUUGAGAACGGCAAUGCCACGACGAAUGAGGCAGAGACCGAAUCACAAGCCCCCCGUAUUCAAUCCCGGUCACAGCCAAAUCUAGUCGACGUCCUUGCCCAAAUCUGUCGCGAGACCAUCAGCAACUUAAUCGAGGAUCUUGACAAAACAACCACAUCGACAACGAAGUCCGACCGAGCAACAUGCAAGAACAAGCGCAGUGCUCUCCAAGCAUUCGGACAGGAUCUUGACGACGAGCUGUUCCAACUGUCAGAAGCCGUGGAGAACCGAAUCAACCUCGAAGCGCGAGUGCGGAAAGCCAAACGAGAGAAAUCCAGUCUACAGGCAGAAUACAUGGAAAUCCGCAAACAGAGGGAACAAAUCGCCCUCAAGUGUGAUGCGGUUCGGCGACAGCAUUGGGAAUGUGAACAAGAUGCGCGCGAGAAGUGGCAAUUGAGCCAAGCUGCUCGUCGAGUGGAGCUCGAGUUAGAGCGAGAGCAAGAGACACUGGAAGAAGGCAGCGAUGAUGCUGACGAAGGGGUGGAGUAUUUGCUUCACACUGUGGCUGGCAAUGUAAGUGCACUAUCUGAUGAAGGAGGCAUGCUCGACAAGAUUCGGUCGUUUAAUUCGCAGUUGGAAAAUCUGGCUCGACUUUUGGAAUCAAGAUAGACGUUGGAGUGG